This is a messenger RNA of Amborella trichopoda, 571 nucleotides long. The record is from RefSeq and is a predicted model, not a curated record. Lineage: Eukaryota; Viridiplantae; Streptophyta; Magnoliopsida; Amborellales; Amborellaceae.
GUACGCUCUUAAUCUGAGUCCCAGUAUAAAAGAGAAGGCCUAGAGAGAGAAAGCGAACCUUCAAAUAUCACAGACUUAGGUACCACAGAGUAAGAAUGGCCACAUUCGAGUUGUAUCGAAGAUCGACCAUUGGGAUGUGUUUAACUGAAACUUUGGAUGAGAUGGUCUCUAAUGGGACACUUAGUCCUGAGCUUGCGAUUCAAGUGCUAGUGCAAUUUGACAAGUCAAUGACAGAGGCUCUAGAAACCCAAGUGAAGAGCAAAGUCACUAUCAAGGGGCAUCUUCACACAUACAGGUUCUGUGACAAUGUCUGGACCUUCAUUUUACAAGGCGCUUCCUUCAAGAAUGAGGAAUGCCAGGAAAAUGUGGGGAAGGUGAAAAUAGUUGCUUGUGAUUCGAAGCUGCUUUCACAGUGAAAUCCUGUCAAUCAUCAAGAAAAAAAUGUAUAUCUGUGCCAUUUGAGUGGGAGUUGUUUUGACUUACAGAUAUCAGCUGCUUUCCUUGAAUAACAAUCUUUUACUGCAAUUUACUUUUCUUUUGGUGUCAAUGCAAUACAUGAUACUCUCGUUGA